Molecule: messenger RNA, 5633 nt
Organism: Salvelinus fontinalis (brook trout)
Lineage: Eukaryota; Metazoa; Chordata; Actinopteri; Salmoniformes; Salmonidae
Product: histidine-rich protein PFHRP-II-like
Exons: 2
Coding region: 625-1728 (367 amino acids)
Source: RefSeq, a predicted model, not a curated record
AGCUUUGCCAUUGUUUACAUAUUGUGCAAGUGUUUUGUCUCUGCGAAUUGCGUCAGUAUUGAAAAUCUCAAACCGGAAAUACAAACAGAUAUACAAACCAGCGUACUGAAAGUCGGGUUAAUAACACGUGUGGAUAUUUUGUCUCCGAUUACCAGUGACAUAAGGACAAAAUCAGCAGACAACAGUGUAGCCGUGGCCUGGUUUCUGGACUGAAUGGGCAUCCUGUGAUGUUGGUCGGAGCUGCUGGGCACGCUCAUUAGCAGAUUGUAGCGACACACUGGCGCUGAAUAGAGGGACUUGUUGCUACACAAUGGUUCCCCCUGAAGGCAGGCCCUUAGGCCUGGCUCCACGCUGACGCCUACAUGGGCCAAACUGGUCUUGUGUCUCCAUCGGUGGGCCCAGCCUGUCUUCCAUUGACAGGGUCGGGGAGAAAGGGCCCGUGUUGUUGGCCUGGCUGGGUCACAUGGUGCUGCCUGGUUCUGCCUGGAGGACAUGGCUAUUAGCAGUCCCAGCCACCCGGGCCACACUGUUAAUCAGAUCAGAGUCACUCAUGUAGAUCUCUAAAUCCCCCCUACACACACACACGCACAUGCCCAGACGGACACACACAUCACACAUGCCCAGAUGGACACACACAUCACACAUGCCCAGACGGACACACACAUCACACAUGCCCAGACGGACACACACACACACAUGCCCAGACGGACACACACAUCACACAUGCCCAGACGGAAACACACAUCACACAUGCCCAGACGGACACACACGCACAUGCCCAGACGGACACACACAUCACACAUGCCCAGACGGACACACACAUCACACAUGCCCAGACGGACACACACAUCACACAUGCCCAGAUGGACACACACAUCACACAUGCCCAGACGGACACACACAUCACACAUGCCCAGACGGACACACACACACACAUGCCCAGACGGACACACACAUCACACAUGCCCAGACGGACACACACAUCACACAUGCCCAGAUGGACACACACAUCACACAUGCCCAGACGGACACACACACACACAUGCCCAGACGGACACACACACGCACAUGCCCAGACGGACACACACACGCACAUGCCCAGACGGACACACGCAUCACACAUGCCCAGACGGACACACACACGCACAUGCCCAGACGGACACACGCAUCACACAUGCCCAGACGGACACACACAUCACACAUGCCCAGACGGACACACGCAUCACACAUGCCCAGACGGACACACACAUCACACAUGCCCAGACGGACACACACAUCACACAUGCCCAGACGGACACACACACACACAUGCCCAGACGGACACACACAUCACACAUGCCCAGACGGACACACACACACACACAUGCCCAGACGGACACACACAUCACACAUGCCCAGACGGACACACACAUCACACAUGCCCAGACGGACACACACACACACAUGCAUCGUUGCGCGUAUACACAUAUACACCCUUUGCACAACACUGUUCACACAGUUCAGUCUCUCUUUCCCUUUCUAUCUCUGUUUUCAUUUCUCUCUCACACACACUCACAAAAACACUCACGCACACAGCCUGCAGCAUUGGAGUACAAGGGCAGGGAGUGUGAGUGUUCUGCCAGACAGCAUCAUCUAAAGGAAAAGUAUUUCUGGCCUCAGCAUUCACACCCCAACUGUUACAACUCAACAGGGGGCUCCAUUUACCCACUUCAGGUUUGUUGGUGUUAGUUUUUACUUCAGUGGCCAUCUCCGCAAUUUGUAUACUGUAACACAAAAUCGAGUUACACUAUAUGUAAAAAUAAGUACUGUUGCAUCAGGCCUGAUGUCCAUACUGUAUGGCUAUGUGUGCCCUCAUCAUCCCUGAACCACUCACAGUUGUAAGCAACAGAAACAAAGUUAGGCCUGGUAACAAGAUAACAGGGCUAAUUACACGCGUUAACUGCUACAUUAGAACUGAGUUAUCUGCUUUCUUGUAUUUUGUAUCACAGUCACAUGCAAAACAUUUAAAACUGAAACUUUUAUUGAAUGACAAGCUAGCGGAUGGAACCUACCAGGUCUUAUUAUCCCUACAGUGUUGUAGAGAAAGACUUUGCCCUCUGAUUUGCCAAAGUAAAAAAUGUGUGUUACAAGUCAGAAGCGUAAAGUUCACACUCCCAUGAACUUCAUGUGCGUGUGUGCAUUUGUGUGUGCAUUUGUGUGUGCGUGAGGUCUUGCAUGUGUGUGUUUUGUUCUUUGAGGGAAAUGAGUAUCAUCUAGAGAAAGUUAACCUUUGCUCCAUUAUUACCUAUUACCUCCGCUAAUCAUAAUUCCUGUGUUUGAUCAGGCCGAUGGUCAGUUGCUCUGCAGAGGGAGGGGAGAACACAGGGUCUUUCAUGUUGCCCAUGCCCUGAUAACUACAAGGAGGUGUGUGGGCUUCUUGGUUUAGAGACAACUCACUCCUGAUGGUGUGAUUUCACCCAGACUGACACUCUAUGAGUCACACGUGACAGACAGACAGGAUUAUACACCUCAGCCAUGUGAUGAACUUUUAGCUCCCCAUUUGAUUAACUUUUAGGCUCCCUAAUGCUGUCCAGGGGUCAUUGAAGUGGUGGGUGCAGUGUUAGUGUCUGUUAGUCUUUCUUCAGACUUACUUAGAUAUUCUACUGCCAGUCUCCUAAAACCAUUAGGGGGAUGGUGAUCUGUUCAUGUCUUUAUGUUCUUUUGCUACAGUGAUGGCCUGCACUUUAGGUCCUCAAACGGGUCAAUCUCCAGUUGCCCCCCAUCUGUUAAUUUGCCUCAUGUCCUGUUUCUGUCUGGCCAGGAGGACAGGGCUUCAGUGGGACCACAUUGCAUGGCCUCACUCAGGAUGGGUGAAAAACACAAUCUCCCCAUGUCCUGCCAUAAACCUUCUGAGGGAACACUUACUGUACACCGAAGAAAAGUGCUAAGCAGGAAGAAUGAAAGUAUUCACUCAAGCGAUUGGAGCGAAUACAACACUUCUGGAUGAGUUCACCUUAAAACUUUUCAGGUUUAAAAUCUAAUUGGUUGGCAUCACAGUGAACUAAUAGAUACAUAUUGUAUAUAUUUCUUCCAGCUAGCUUCCAUUCCUCUUCAAUGUCUGUCUGUCUGUCUGUCUGUCUGUCUGUCUGUCUGUCUGUCUGUCUGUCUGUCUGUCUGUCUGUCUGCCUGCCUGCCUGCCUGCCUGCCUGCCUGCCUGCCUUCCUGCCUGCCUGCCUGCCUGCGAAACUCUAUAGAGGAGAGCUCUAUAUCACUCAUAGUAAUGCCCUGACCUCCACAUUCACAUUUAUGAGCUGCUCAUUAACUCUCUGAGCCCUACUACCGAAAUGUAUGGGAUUUCAAAGUUUCAACCGGUUUUUGGUAUUUUACAGGAUUAUGGAGAAAAACUCAGUGGUCACAGGAGAGCAAGUGUAUUUGCCUUAUUUGGCAGCAGUGUGUUGUAAUUCUAGGUCUGCAAAGACCUGCUGCACAAUCACAGAGUUAUAGGCUUCAAACUGAAAAUGUUGUCAAAAACUAAGUUUUUGCCAAAUGGUGUUUGGUAACACUUUACCUGACACAUAGCAUCACAACAUGUUAUAACACGGUCAUAACCUGUCAUUAUAUGGUCAUUAUACUGUCAUGACCCAUAUAUUUACACCUGUUUUGACAUAUAUUGCAUUAUUUUAUGGCUGGUUAUGACACCUACAUACAGUAAGUGUCAAAACCCAAAUGUAUUAAAAUGUGUUUUUUCACUUCCAAGAAAUGUCCAUUCAUUUGAAAGUUUGUUUCUUUAAUCCUUUGUUGUUGUUGUAAUGAAUUCUUUCUUUUCUUUUCAUCAUAUUUUAAGUACCUUGUAGUGAAUACUCUUUUACACUGUCAUGAAGCACUAUGACUGUACUGUGUCACUUUACUUGGACUAAGAAAAUACACUUUAUGACACUGUCAAGAAGCAUUAUGACCACCAGCAUCUUAUAAGCCAGAUAGGCCUAUCACGUACAGUGCAUGCCCUUAUGUCUGUCAUCAGUCAAAAGGAGGGUGUCUUGUCCUGAAAUCUGCUCCUGCAUGCAUCCCAGUCAUCAGCAACAGAGCAUUGGGGUAGGUGCAUGUCUGACAUCAAUGUGUGCGCAAUAACAAUUAUAAUUGAAUAUGGUCAAUUUCAGAAAACGUUAUAUAACAUAAAAAUGCUAUUGAUAAGUAGGCUAUGGUGUGAUAUGUUUUGCCUUGUGUGGUAGGUUUUGGGGGUUUUGACAUUCUUACAUUUACAUUUGACAUUUUAGUCAUUUAGCUUGAGCAAGGGUACAUUGACAUAGCCUUGUCGGCUUGAGGAUUCGAACCAACGAUGUAACCACUAGGCUACCUGCUGCCCCUUUUAUGUAGGUGUCAUAACCAGCCAUAAAAUAACACAAUAUAUGUUACAACCGGUCUAAUUAUAUAUGUCAUGACCAUAUUAUGACAGGUCAUGGCAUGUUAUGUUAAGAUUGUAGGGGCUGUUUUGUUUGACUUCAGUGCGGGUUUUGACAUUAUCGAUCAUAGUCUGCAGCUGGAAAAACGUAUGUGUUAUGUCUUUACACACCCUGCUAUAAUGUGGAUAAAGAGUUACCUCUCUAACAGAACACCUCUCUAACAGAACACUAAGCCUCUCCAACAUAAUCCAGGUAGAAUCAGGAAUUCCCCAGGGCAGCUAUCUAGGCCCCUUACUAUUUUUCAAUCUUUACUAAUGACAUACCACUGGCUUUGAGUAAAGCCAGUGUGUCUAUGUCUGCGGAUGACUCAACACUAUACACAUCAGCUACUACAGCGACUGAAAUGACUGCAACACUUAGCUCAGAAUAGGGCAGCACAGUUAGCCCUUAAAUGUACACGGAGAGCUAAUAUAUAUGCAUGUCAAUCUCUCAUGGCUCAAAGUGGAAGAGAGAUUGACUUCAUCACUACUUGUUUUUGUGAGAAGUGUUGACAUGCUGAAUGCACAGAGCAGUCGGACAGUCAUGUAUACCACACAAGACAUGCCACCAGAGGUCUUUUCACAAUCACCAAGUCCAGCGCACAAUACUACAUAGAGCCAUGACUACAAGGAACUCUGUUCCACAUCAGGUAACUGAUGCAAGCACGAGGAUUAGUUUUAAAAAACAGAUCAAAAUACACCUUAUGGAACAGUGGGGACUGUGAAGAGACACAGACACAGGUACAGACACACACAUACACACACAAGCGCUAGCACACACACUCUGUACACACGUACAUUGUAAUAUUGUUGUAUGGUGGUAUUAUACAUUUUGUAUUGUAGAUAUGUAGUGGUGUAAUAAUGUUAUAUGAUGUACUGUUUUAUCUUUUGUUUGAUGUUUGAUGUAAGUGCCUUAAUGUGUUUGGACCCCUAAUAAUAAAUACAAAUGUCAGCUGUUACGACAUGGUUUUGACCGUUUCAUAACGUGUUAUGACGCUAGGUGUCACGUAAAGUGUUACCCAGUUCAUAUGUUAGUCUGUCAGCAGUUUAUUUGUUUUGUACCGUUUGUUCUAGAUUUAGUGUGAGUUUAGAGAAACAGUUUGUAUACACACACGCCAUCCUCAUUGUAUGUUUGACGGUUUCCACCGUUCUGCCACUCACUGAUUUAACCUGACCUCUCCCUGACUAGUUCAGGAAUGUACACAUUUGCUGAGAG